Molecule: messenger RNA, 2159 nt
Organism: Anoplopoma fimbria (sablefish)
Lineage: Eukaryota; Metazoa; Chordata; Actinopteri; Perciformes; Anoplopomatidae
Product: UDP-glucuronosyltransferase 2A1-like
Exons: 2
Coding region: 459-2063 (534 amino acids)
Molecular function (GO): UDP-glycosyltransferase activity
Source: RefSeq, a predicted model, not a curated record
CGAGGUCUAUAAUAUAACUUAGUCUUAAGGGGUUAGAUGGCCGAAGGAACCUUUGACAAAAUGGACUGGUUUAUGUUACUGCUCUCUUCAGGUAAACAAUCAAAAGCAAUUUCACAUAAUUACACUAACUUGACAACAGAUGGCCAAACAGAUCACUGUUGCGCUAACAACUAAACAUGAACUCUUGUUGUUGCAGUACAGUUCACAUAUUAUACAACAGGGACAUUAUCUACAGCAGUACACUCCUUCUUAUACAACAGAGCUGUUCAUAGUACAUAACAUGUUACUACAAGCCAGCCAGUCAUGACUUUGAAGGACAGAUUAGGAGAAUCAUUCACCACUCUUUCUUUUCAACUACGCACACCUUAUCAAAUAACUGAUACAGUGGUUGAACCGAUAUUUUGAAGUUGGAUUGUCUUUCCUGUACCUGUGGAUUAAGGUCACUGAGGGACGUCAAUAUGAAGGUGCCUCCCUCGUCUCUGAUCACCUUUGCUCUACUCUUAUUUACCCUCUCCACUGUAUCUGGGGGCAAAAUCCUGGUGUUCCCAUUGGACGGAAGCCACUGGAUAAAUAUGAAAGUGAUCAUAGAGGAGCUGCAUGCCAAAGGCCACGAGAUAACUGUGGUUCGGGCGUCCGAUAGCUGGUACAUCAGUGAAAAGUCACCUCUCUACACUUCUGUCACUGUUCCCAGCCCUGGUGGAUUUGAUGAAAAAUACUUUGAAGGCUUUUUGUCUCAACAGCUGGAGAUCAGGCUUAAGGGUAGACAUGCAUCUUAUUGGUCUAAAAUCUGGACUUACAUUCAGAUGGAGCGGCUGGUUGUGCAGCAGUUUUCCCAGCUCCACAAGGGAAUGAGUGAAAUGGUCAUUCAGAUGUUUGAAGAUGAAAACCUGAUGCAGUCUUUCCAUGAAGCCAAAUAUGACCUGGUUUUGACCGACCCUGGUGUCGGUGGAGGGACAAUGUUGGCACGUCGGCUCCAAGUUCCUCUCGUUUUUAAUGUCAGAUGGACCAUUCAAGGUGAAGCUCAUUUCCUUAUUGCCCCAUCACCUUUGUCAUACAUUCCUUUCACUGCAACAGAGUUGACAGAUAAGAUGACUUUCCCACAAAGAAUAAAGAAUGUUUUGAGCUAUAAUUUAGGGAUGUUCACAAUGUCAUACAUCACAGAACCUCAUUAUAAACCAGUAGUUAAAAAGUACUUUGGUCCCGAUGUGGAUUACUCAACGUUUUUCCUGGAUGCAGAUAUCUGGCUUAUGAGGAAUGAUUUUGUCUUUGAAUUUCCACGUCCAACAAUGCCAAAUAUAAUCUACAUGGGUGGAUUUCAGUGCAAGCCCCCAAAGCCACUCCCGUCAGACUUGGAGGAGUUUGUCCAGAGCUCUGGAGAUCACGGGGUCAUAAUGAUGACCUUAGGAACAUUGGUUGGGAAGCUUCCUGAAGAUAUUGCUGAGGAGAUUGCUGCAGCUUUUGCCCAGCUGCCUCAGAAGGUUGUAUGGAGGUAUAUGGGACAAAGGCCAGCCAACCUAGGCAAUAACACAUUAAUAGUCAACUGGUUGCCACAGAAAGACCUCUUAGGACAUCCCAAAACGCGAGUGUUUGUGACCCACGGCGGCACUAACGGAGUUCAGGAGGCCAUUUACCACGGAGUUCCUGUAGUUGGGCUUCCCUUAUUCUUUGAUCAGCCUGAUAACCUCUCCAGAAUCAAAGCAAAGGGAGGAGCUGUGAUUGUUGAUAUUGCCGAGCUUGACAGACACAUCUUUGGAGAUGCCCUUAAGACGGCUCUUUACAAUUCAUCUUACAGGGAAAACAUGCAGAGGCUCUCAAGACUGAACAGAGAUCAGCCCAUAAAACCACUGGACAAGGCAGUGUUUUGGAUAGAAUAUGUUAUCAGACAUAAAGGAGCUCGUCAUCUGCAGAGUCAGUCACACAAAAUGUCCUGGUUUGUUUACAACUCCAUUGAUGUCAUCGCUGCUUUGUUGGGAGUUCUUUUGCUUGUAGCAUUCACCUGCAUAUCAAUUGUAAUGUUACUGUGGAGAAUUAUUUCAGUUGGUAAAAAAGUUAAACAUGAAUGACAUGAAAAUGAAAUGAUAGUUUUGUGUGCAAAAUUCAUUAAAAAAAGAUUUACCCAACACAAACCCAACAGUUCUCUGUGUGUGAUGUUACUAAAG